Messenger RNA from Callithrix jacchus (white-tufted-ear marmoset), 707 nucleotides. RefSeq names its product late cornified envelope protein 3B-like. The record is from RefSeq and is a predicted model, not a curated record. Gene Ontology annotation, biological process: epidermis development. Lineage: Eukaryota; Metazoa; Chordata; Mammalia; Primates; Cebidae.
AGGGCUCCUACCCAGGACUUCUCCACAGCAUCCUCAGGAGCAGCCUUCUCUUACCUGCUCCACAUCUGGUAAAAUUCCUGCCAAGAUGUCCUGCCAGCAGAACCAGCAGCAGUGCCAGCCCCCACCCAAGUGCCCCUCACCCAAGUGCCCCCCGAAGAGCCCAGCACAGUGUCUGCCUCCAGCCUCCUCCUGCUGUGCUCCAAGCCCUGGGCGCUGCGGUGGCCCCAGCUCUGAGGGAGGCUGCUGCCUGAGCCACCACAGGCACCACAGGUCCCAUCGAUGCCGGCGCCAGCGCUCCAACUCCUGUGGCAGGGGCAGUGGUCAGCAGAGUGGGGGCUCCUCCUGUGGCCAUGGCUCUGGGGGCUGCUGCUGACGUGGGUCCUAAUGAUAAGAUAAGUGAUCUUUGGAAGAAACAAGAAUCCCAAGGGCCCAGGAAAAGCCCCAUCCUGAUGAGUGCUUUCCCAGAUGACUUGUUCUGGCCUCCACAAGCUGAGCUGGGGGUGCUCCUCUUGAGUAUCCAAGCUGUCCCCAGAAGGUGCUUUCUUUCUGAAGUCCAGGAUUUCAAACAUUUCCGUUUCCUCAUCCCUGUCCCUGCCAAGAACUGGCAGUUCCUGUACAUAACCCCGCCAAAAAAAUACAGCUUCUUGUUCCCAUUACCACUGGUGUCUCACUUGUUAUGAAAUUGUCCAGAAUGUAUCCAUCCAGGC